This is a messenger RNA of Anopheles nili, 4581 nucleotides long. RefSeq names its product rho guanine nucleotide exchange factor 18 (gene cyst). Gene Ontology annotation, molecular function: guanyl-nucleotide exchange factor activity. The transcript is spliced from 24 exons. Gene Ontology annotation, biological process: regulation of Rho protein signal transduction. The record is from RefSeq and is a predicted model, not a curated record. Bases 1 to 4581 code for a protein of 1526 amino acids. NCBI's taxonomy places the organism in Eukaryota, Metazoa, Arthropoda, Insecta, Diptera, Culicidae.
AUGGAUGCUGCACAUAAUAAUGUGUUGUUAUCAGAUGAGCUUUUGCUAUUGUCAUCAGAUGAUGAAAAUGACGCUGAUGUUAUUAUCGACUAUCUGAGCGGCGAAGAUCAAUGUGCGAUUUCGAAAUGCGACGAGACCACCAUUGCUUCUGCUAGACCAGUUGCUAUCCCACUGGAAUUCGCUAAAAAUUGUCACGGUGUCACCGGAGUUGGUGCUGAAAACGUCAUCGACCCUGUGGCUGUGGAAGCAAGAAACAGUAGCAAAAGUAACGUGGCCACCAUCCCCAAUAAUCACAGUGACAUGGUGCCAAUCAUAAGCGUAACUCCUCACAGUCCUGGAGCCAAGUUCAACUUUCUUGAGGACACCCUUAAUCAAUUGCAAUGUCUCCGAGAAAGCGUAGCACACAUGAAAAAUUCCACCCUUCAAAAUGCCACCGCUAUGGGAGGCAUCGGAGCGGGAGGACUUGGUUCCACGGGAGCGAUGUCGUCUUCAAAGUUAUUUUCCUCAUGUCCUUCUUUGCCUGAUCUAACAAUAGCAAACCCUAUCAAUGUAUGGCCACAUCACCAUGUUCUAUAUGGUUUAAAUAACGAUCGCAGGAAAUCCUGGACGGCUAUUGAAGAUCUGACUGAAUGCACAAAAUCAUCACAUAAAAGUGUUAGUUUGUCUAGCCUUGACAGUGAAGAGCAAGAAUCGUUGCGAGCCGCAGAACGACUUCACAAUCGUACGAGUCGAAACAGCACGGGAGGAAUAUCGACACAUUCUUUAAAUGAGGCUGAAUUGGCGAGAGAUUUCGAAAAAGUUGUUGCCAAGCGAAAUUUGGUUCCUGUGGCUCCAAGAAUACCAUUGCAAAAAAGUAUAUCUACUCCAUCUAUUGCUCCGGUGCGAAAUCAAAACGUUAAGGAGGAUAAACUUGCAUCCUCGAGACAUCUUUCUGACAGUGAAGAUGAAACUCAUGAUCGAUCAUUACUUUGUGUGAGGGAUAAAAACGAGGAAUAUACAGAACAUCAUGAAAAGCGCCGGAAACGUGGAUCGUUGUUUUUUCGUAAGAAAAAAGAUAAGACCAAAUCUAAAGGCCAGUCAUCGGUUUGUGAUGCUUGCGGUGCCGUAAUAAAUCUGGCAACAUACAAAGAACAUGCUGUGGAAUGCAAAGCAAAAAUUGCGAAGAAAUAUUUUCAGGCUCAACCAAAACCUAACUCAAACAAGAAGGGCUCUGCCAACAGUGGCAAAAAAAUGACUGGAUGUUACUCUCCGUGGCGAUUGGUUGCUAACAAAUUAGGCGUGGUAUCACAACACGCUAGCCACAAUUCCUCGCAACACGAUGAUCAGGGUAGAGACUAUUAUGAUGGCAACGUGCAUAAUGAUAACGCUAACGCCUACGCGGAUGAUGUGCCGCUUAUAAGAGACGAAUUUCUGCAUGAAACUCCUAUCGGACCACAUGAUCUCGGUGCCGAACCCAUUCUGGGGGUUGCAAUCGAUGAGCACGAUUCGUGGAGCCCCAGCGUUCCAAAGGAAGUUGUGAAGGCACUUAAGGAUAAACAAGUAAAACGUCAAGAACAUAUUUAUGAAUUUAUCAUGACGGAAAAGCAUCAUGUCCAGACGUUACUAGUCAUGCAGAAAGUAUUUGUAGAAAGUCUUCAGAAACAUUUUAGCCAUCUCAACCUGGAACGAAUGUUCCCCCGUUUGUUGGAGCUGACGGAACUGCAUACCGGGUUUCUACGCAAGCUGCGCGUAAAACAACGGGAACACCAUGUAGUCGACAGUAUCGCAGACAUUUUGUUGGAAUUUUUCUCUUCCAUGUCGUCCCAGAAGCUCAAGAGUGCGUAUGGAGAAUUUUGUUCCAAUCAUCGGUCCGCACUGGAUACGUUCAAGUGUUACAUGACCGGCGACAAUGUGUUCGCCGAGUGGUAUAAGCAUUGUCAACAAAAUCCGUUACUUAAAAAGAAAGGCAUUCCGGAGUGUAUACUGUUCGUCACGCAGCGUCUCACCAAAUAUCCGCUACUAAUUGAUCCCCUGCUGAAGAGCUCCCGAGAGGACAAAAUCGAACAAGAGAAGCUGCAGAAAGCUAUGUCGCUAGUGAAAGAGAUACUGGUUGAUGUGGAUGCACGAGUGGCCGAUAAAGAGAAAGAGGAUCGUCAAUUAGAAAUUUUUAAGCGCAUCGAUGCAAAGUCUUGUGCAAUAUUUAAAAAGGAUAAAUUCAAGAAAUCUGAUAUCAUAUCGUGCAAUCGGAAAUUAAGAUUUGAAGGUGUAGCCACUCUCAUGCAAGGUCGAUCUAAAAUGCAAACCGUUCUUGUGGUUGUUCUGUCGGACUGCUUAUUUUUCUUGUUGGAAAAUUCGCACAAAUAUUCCUUUUUUACUCCAGACAACAAGGCUGGUAUCGUGUCGCUACAAAAACUGUUGAUAAGAGAAAAAGCUGGUACAGAAUCAAGAGGAAUCUAUAUCAUAUCGUCGAAUCCCGCCUAUCCGGAAAUGUAUGAACUGAAAGUGCAAAAUCCUAAGGAUAAAAAUGUGUGGAUUCAGUCGAUACGUGCUGCUGUUAUUGAUUGCCCCUCAGAUGAGUCCGAAACAGAAGACUAUAUGAGUAUGGAACAAAGGCAAAAAAUAAUCGACCUGAAGCAAGCAAACAUCCGGGAAAUAAUUUCACUUGGAACUACCGAAUUGGAAGGUAAAAUGCGCCAAAAGGACUUUGAACAAGCGAUAUUGCUCGAGGAAAAGAUUGCGCUACAGCUGAGCUUGUUGCUGGAUAACGAGCAGAAUUCUGAUCAGCUGGGUUCAGCGGCUGCAAACGUUGAGUCAUUUAUCUCAAACUAUGGAUCUUAUAGAGAUCUCAUUUCCGACGACUGUGAUACUAUUGAAAUAUGGAAACGGGUGCUCAACUCUAUCCAAGCGAUAAGUUCUUUGGCUUCAUCUCUCUACACGGCUGCCACAGGUUUGCCACUGUCCAGAUCUAGUAGUUGCUCGGUAGGAGAACGACAGGCUGGCGGUGGCGGAAGCGAACUAUACAUUUCACCGACACUGCCAAAACGGGCGGAAACUUUCGGUGGAUUUGAUGAACGACGAUCAAAACAACCCUCAAUCCUGGCCACCCCGCCACUUGGCGGUGGUUCAGCAGCAAUGUAUCAUCAUGGACAGAAUAACGUUUCACGAGACGCGGUUCUUUCGACGCUAUCAGCAGCUGGUUAUUUUACCAAUCGAGGAGAAACGGCGACAUAUGACAAGCAACGAGAGCAACAUGCAACGUCGUCGGAUUUCGAUCCGGCGUUGGCAGCAAUGGCAAUGUUGAGUCACAAUAUCCAUGGUGGUGGCGUAGAAGGGAAUACUAUUAGGUCGGAUGACUUGGCCCGAGAUCAGAAUUAUGCCGCGUUGCAUGUGUCGCAUCAUUUGCACACUAUGUUGUGCAUAAUUUCUCAGCAAAUGACAACAAUUCAGAGCUUGCAUCACCAGCUGGCGGUCUUUCGAGAAAAUCCCAAGACUAUGUAUCGCCAUAAUGAUCAGCUGGAAGAGCUACGAAAUCUGCAAGACAAACUGCAGGAAGAGAAAACCGCUUGGCAAAAGCAGAAGGAACAAGAGGAACGUGAGCUCGCUGAAACUAAACUGGCACAAAAAGCCCUGCAGGAGCAAAUACGAUCAGAGCAGGAAGAUAUUAAGCAGCAACGAGAGCAAUUGUAUCGUAAAAUGGAAAUUUUGUCGAACCAGGGAUUGUUACUAUCUCCUAGUGUUGCAUUACCUAUUCCAACUGGUAUAAUGUCGUCCUUGGAGGAAACUCAAAGUAGCAACACUAAGCAUCCAGCGGUGGAGCAGCAUCACGUCGUAGACAGUGGUAUGGUAGCUAACAGUCCCAUGAUGGGUGGAUCGACAACUCUCACUAUGGACAGAAAAAAAGAUAAAUGGAGAACAGCAAGUAUUACUAAAACACCUCCAGCAAAUCUGGUAAGCGCCACUAAUGCCGCUAAAAUCAAUGCAACAAGCAUCAAACAACAAUUACCACUCAAGUUGUCGUCACUGUCGUCUUCGAAACAGAGUUUCGUUACGACGGCAAACAGUAGUUGCACGACAGCACCGACGAUCUCCUCACCUGGCCAUGGUGGCCAUUUAGUGACCACUGCUGGUGUAACGCAAAUGUUUCCUUUAAAACUUGCUGAUAAAAAAAAUACCGCCUCAUCUAGCACUACACCUCCUAACAACAACCAUCACGCUCGCACUGGAAGUAGUCCUGCCGUAAUACAGCAACAAAUGCAAGUGCAAUCGGGAAAUCCAGCCACAAGAACAAAUACUUACCCCAAAAUUCCGGAACGUUUCCGACUGAGAAGCUCGGACAAUUACUCUUCAACAUCCAACUCGGCCAGUUCUCCGGUUGUGCCAUCAAAUCAGUAUUGUUACUCACCACCACCAUCACAUUUCAUAACGACGACGGGAAUGGCGACAGCACCGCGAGGGUCGGUUUUACAACCGGAUCCUGCAUCUGGUCAGAACACACCUCCUGCAAAUUCUGCACGUCAUUCUAGUUUACCUUCUUCGACGAUACCGACAACGACGAGCGACAGCAAUAGCAAAACCAAUGAAGAAGAAGUAAUGUACUUUUGA